Molecule: messenger RNA, 3065 nt
Organism: Sinocyclocheilus rhinocerous
Lineage: Eukaryota; Metazoa; Chordata; Actinopteri; Cypriniformes; Cyprinidae
Product: podocan-like
Exons: 9
Coding region: 71-1867 (598 amino acids)
Molecular function (GO): protein binding
Source: RefSeq, a predicted model, not a curated record
CAAGUUUCUAACUGGAUCGGUAACCACAGAUCUCGUUUUGCCUGCGUGAAAGCAUUGAGGCCCGGAAGCCAUGUGUCAGCGGCGCGGCCUGCUGGAGCUGCUGUGUUUGGUUCUGCUGGGCUGGACUCUGGUUCGAGGUCAGGCGGAAACAGACCUAAAGCUGGAUGAGGAGGACGGAGAGGCGGAGGACCCACUCGGAACCGUGAAAAAUGUGGAGCUACAGAUAUCUUGUCCAGAGAAAUGCAGCUGCAGCGGGGAUGGAGCGGUGGACUGUAAUGGAGUUAGUCUCACUGAAUUCCCACAGGAUUUAUCCGAACAGACCCGCCAGCUGUCCCUGCAGAAUAACCAAAUCACUGAGGUCACGCUGGAGCAUCUGUCAGGUCUUCAGCAGCUGGAGACCCUAAACCUACAGAACAACCGGCUCACGACACAAGGCCUUGAUGAUGAAGGGUUUCAUAUUCUGGAAAGGCUGAGUUAUUUAUACUUGGCAAAUAAUAAGCUCACAGCAGCUCCUAAACACCUCCCUCCCUCUUUGGUCAGCGCUGAUUUCGCUGCUAACCAGCUCACUAAAAUCUACACCAACACGUUCGGCCAGAAGCCUGCUCUGAAGUCAGUGUAUCUCCAUAACAACAAGCUAACAGAUGCCGGUCUGCCAGAGAACAUGUUUAAUGGAUCAGACAACCUCGAGAUCCUCAUUAUGUCCAGUAAUUUCCUCCGUUAUGUCCCUAAGGGUCUGCCCACCGCCCUCUUCCGCCUACAUAUGAAGAACAACAAGUUGGAGAAGAUUCCCGGAGGUGCGUUCGAUAGUUUGUUCCAUCUUCGGGAACUUUACCUGCAAAACAACUUCCUGUGUAAUGACGGCAUGGAUAACGAGACCUUCAGUCACUUGAACAGUCUGGAAUAUCUGGAUUUGUCCAAUAACAACCUGACCGUUGUUCCUCUCGGGCUUCCUCGAAAUCUCAUCCUGCUUCACUUGGAGAAGAACUCCAUCCAGAGCAUCACAGCCAACGCAUUGACGCCCAUCCGAAAUUUGGAGUACCUGCUCCUCCACAACAACCGCCUCCGCUCUCGCUCCAUCCAUCCAUCAGCCUUCCAGGGUCUCAAACGACUCCACACCGUCCACAUGUACAACAACCUUCUCGAGCGCGUUCCCCGCGGACUUCCUCGCCGCGCGAAGACCCUCAUGCUGCUCCACAACUUCAUCGGCGAGAUCGGACGCAACGAUCUGAUCACGCUCUACACCCUGACGGAGCUCAACCUCAGCUACAACCGCCUCACCAGCGCCAAGCUCCACAGAGAGGCCUUCAGGAAGCUCCGCAUCCUGGAGACCCUGGAUCUGUCGGGAAACAAGCUGCAGACACUGCCAGUGGGUCUUCCCAAGAGCCUCCAGGUUUUGAAGGUGAAGGACAAUCAGAUGGCUGAGGUACCGGAAGGAGCUCUGAUGGGAAUGAGUUCGCUGAGGGAACUUUACCUGACCAACAAUCAACUGAAGCUGAACUCCAUCUACCAGGGAGCUUGGCAAGAGCUCAGCGCGCUCACGACGCUGGAUCUCUCCCUUAACAUGUUGUCACACAUUCCUUCUGACCUGCCCGAGUCUCUUGAGUUCCUUCACCUGCAGAACAACAGAAUCAGCUCUGUUUCAGACACAGCCUUCCUCAACACACCCAACAUCAAAGGCAUCUUCCUCAGAUUUAACCGUCUCUCAGUUCAUUCGGUGUCCGAAGAGUCUUUUUCUCACCUGUCCAGGCUUCAGGUGUUGGACAUUGGCCACGGUAACAUCUCUCCCAACCGAGGCCAAGCAGGAGAGCAGGUGGAGGAGGUAGAGGAGGAGUUACCGUACGAAGAAGAGGAGGAGAAACAUUCAUGAGUCACAGAUGAAAAAAACAGUAAAAAUUCAUGCCUUGAACUUCCCUUCACUCAAAAAGAAAAUAAAGAUGACAAGCAGUUUGAAAUUAUAAAUGCAUUGUGGCUGCUGACAAAAUGUGAUUGUUUCCAAAAGCAUUGACUAAUUACAUCUGCGUGCUUUAAUAUGACAUGUUAGACGUGAGAACGGAAAAUACUAAUUGUGCUACUACUAAUUUCUGUCUUUUUCAUUAAAAAAAUGGCUUUAUAUUGUAAUAGGAUGCAACAGUAAGAAAACAAAAGUCCUAUACUUUAAUAUCUGGUGCAGGAUGCCGGAAAAUUUUAUUGGUUGUCUUUUAUUUUUUUGUUUUUGUGGUGUUUGCUCUUUCACGGCUCACGGCUCAUUGUGUUUACAUGCAUAAUACCGUUUUGUACUAUGAAAUGAUCAUUUCUUUCUCCAGAGAAAAGGCUUGGGGUAUUUUUUUCUGUAAAGGAAGACUUAUUGUUGAAAAGAAAAAUGCUGUCUUCUGAAGUCAUAGGAUAGUUUUGUGUGAGGAAGAGAACAAUAAUUGAUAGUUUGAUGUUUGACACUUUUGUCUGUUCCUUUACAAAUCUAUCAUAUGACUUGACUGGCUUGAUUGCUGGAUUGUGCACCAUUCAGAAUCUAAUUGAGGCUGUGUUUACACUACAACAGUGUGCUUAAAAUUUUGUGUUUUUUCACAUACAGACGACAGCAUUGUCAAAAUGAUCCCCGUCCACACAUAUCUGUGAAAAGUGACUUAAAAUGCUGUAUGAUGCAUGCCAGGCCAGUAGUUGCCAAUGUCACUUUGUAGAGAAACACUAUGUGAACAUGUAAUAUUCAUGCGCAUGUAAUCACCAUUUCACAGAUUUGUGUUUUUGUAGUUUACACGGAGACGAUAAUGGUAUCAUCUUCAAAACACAUUUCAAAAAUUUGCGUUUUUAGGUCCCAAAGUGCCAUUGUCGUGUAAAUGAACAGCCAAAACACAUAAAAAGUUCUGUUUUUAGUUGAAAAUGACGUUGUGUAAACGCUCCCUUAGAAUUCUCAUUCAAUUCCUGAACUAAGGUAGCAAAGAGGAACCAGAAUUUCAAUUUGACCCCAUAACCUCGUUUAAGAUAAUAAAAAAAGUUAAAAAGUCUUGAAAUUUGAAUAUUUUGUUGGCCUUUAUGGACCAGGGUUGAAGAACCCUUCAUUUCCCAGAAUG